This is a messenger RNA of Paralichthys olivaceus (Japanese flounder), 1877 nucleotides long. It is a transcript of the gene krt1-c5, whose product is annotated as keratin, type 1, gene c5. Gene Ontology annotation, molecular function: structural molecule activity. Gene Ontology annotation, cellular component: cytoskeleton. The record is from RefSeq and is a predicted model, not a curated record. Lineage: Eukaryota; Metazoa; Chordata; Actinopteri; Pleuronectiformes; Paralichthyidae.
CUGGUCCAGCAGCAGCGGUCACUCUCAGCACCAGGGUGGAAACCAGCAGAAGAGAAGAAGACUCAAGAACUGACCUCGAUAGGACACUAUGGCCUCUACCCUCUCCAUGCGCAGCUACUCCAUACGCCAGCCCUCCUCCUCCAGCAUGUCUGUGAGGGACAGCGGACGCAGCAUCCGUUCCAAGCCUUCCGCCUCUCCUCUGUCCACCAUCAGCACCCUCUCCCUGUCCCGCUCCGUCUCUGUGGGUAACGGCCUCAACAUGCUGGGCUCCAGCCUCAACUACAACGGCCUGGGGGUCGGCACCUGCGAUAAGGAAACCAUGCAGUGCCUGAACGACCGGCUGGCCAACUACCUGGACAAGGUGCGCUCGCUGGAGAGGUCCAACGCUGAGCUGGAGGUGAAGAUCAAACAGCUCAUGAUGGAUAAGGCUCCAAAAGGUCAUGACAUCGAGGGGAUGAUGGCCCAGGCACAUGCCAUCGGGCAGCAGGUGAGAAAGAAGACGCUGGAGAACGCUCGUAUCAUGCUGGAGAUUGAUAACGCCAAGCUGGCAGCCGAUGACUUCAGGGUCAAGUGGGAGGCGGAGGCCACCUUGUGCCAGUCGGUGGAGAGGGACUGUCAGGCUCUGCGGAGAGCAAAGUCUGACCACGACCAGAUCAUCGCUACACUGCGAGGAGACCUGGACAGCCUGAAGGAGGAGCUCUACUUCCUCAAGAAGAAUCACGAAGAGGAGAUAAGCUCCCUCAAGGCUCGUCUGGCCAACGAGCAGGUGAACGUGGAGGUGGAUGCGGCUCAGAGUCCUGAUCUGGGGGCCACGCUGGCCGAGCUGAGGGUCCAGUAUGAGGGCAUCACCCGCAAGAACAAGGAGGAGGCUGACACCUGGUACCUCAAGAAGUUAGAAGCAGUGCAGUCUGAGGUCAAAGAAAGCAACGAGGCUUUGCGUUGUGCCCAAACUGAGCUCAGUGAGAGACGACGCUUCCUGCAGGCUCUGGAGGUCGAGCUCGAUAGCCUUCGCAAACAGGUCAGUGUGUUGGAGGGAAACCUGGGUGAAACUGGGCACAAAUACUCGGUGGAGAUGGACCGUCUUCAAUCCACACUGACCCAGCUGGAGGACGAGCUGUCUCAGCUGCGUCUGGACAUGCAACGCAACAAAACCGACUACGAACAGCUGCUGCGCAUCAAACAGAACCUGGAGAUGGAGAUCGCCACCUACAGGAGGCUGCUGGAAGGGGAGGAAAUGGUGAAGGAAAUAAUUACACCCCCUAAAAAAGACCCUGAUGUAAGGACCAGGAAGAUUGUAAAAGUCGUCACUCAGACCAUGAUCAAUGGUAAAGUGGUGGAUGAGUCCAGUGAGGUGGAGCAGAUCGAAGAACGUAAAAAAUGAACCACAGCUUUUGCAGAGAAGAAGCCGUAAAUGUGCUGACGGCUCGUAACUACAUCUCACAGUCAAAACUAGUAUGAGGACUUUUUGUCCUUUUUAUGUCGAACUAAACGUUUUAAGGUCAAGAAUGAGCAACUCCGUCUUCUUAAAAGAAAUAUUUUGUCAUUUUAGUAAAUGUGCCUUUUAGCCUUCUUGCCAAGAGUUAGAUGCUAAGAUAUGUCCAGUGGUAAAACAAUCUGCCCUGAACCUGAGCAUUUCCAAAAAAAUGACAAUCUGUUUCCUUUAGAACAUAGAAAGUUACAAUAACAAUAAUUAUAAUUAUAAUUUGAAAAUUGUCUGUACUGUAAACAAAUGUUUCUAGAAAACAACUCUCUCUUGCAACAGUAUCGACUGUAUUUGCAUGAUUUUCUUUUUUUGGACUGUAAGAAAUAUUAUGUGCGAAUUGUGACAUAGUUUUACUAUAGAAAUAAGCAAAUCAACCAAAGCCGAUGUACAGUGU